Molecule: messenger RNA, 4667 nt
Organism: Rhea pennata
Lineage: Eukaryota; Metazoa; Chordata; Aves; Rheiformes; Rheidae
Gene: HHLA2
Product: HHLA2 member of B7 family
Exons: 9
Coding region: 787-1839 (350 amino acids)
Biological process (GO): T cell receptor signaling pathway; regulation of cytokine production
Cellular component (GO): external side of plasma membrane
Molecular function (GO): signaling receptor binding
Source: RefSeq, a predicted model, not a curated record
AUGGCGCAUGUGCUCGCUGCGCGUCGGGGCGGAGCGGCGCGACGCGGCCGGGCGCGGCGGCGGGGCGUUUCCUAUAGCCGCCCCCGAAGUAGCGCCCUUGGCUGCUUGUCUUUAACUAGCAGGUGGCCUGGCAGGUUGCGCUCCCUGGAGGGGCGGAGGGCGUGCGGCACGGUGCGCUGCUUGCCUGUGCCCUGCUUUUGGCAGGGGGGAACUGCUCCCCUUCGGCUGCCGCCCGCGGUCCCAGCUCGGUACUUCGGUGCUGCGAGCCCUCUGCCGUGGUUGCAGCUGUACUGCCGGUGUCUCCUGUUGAGAAGCAACUCUCGCAGGGCUUCAACUGCCCGGAGAAGAUGACACACUAGAGAAUUAUUACUGUUAAAGAGAAGAGAGAAUCGGUUAUCUAACGCUGCAAGACAGCCUGAUGCAUAGACUGUUCUUGUUUCACACUACUGGCUUUCCAAGAAUGGUAUUGCACUGAUUUGCAUCUUGGCUUACAUUUAAGAUGUGGCCAAAAGUUUCCUGUUGCCCCUCCCACGAUCUCAGCUGUUUGUCUGGUCUACUUGUAUGCAUAAAUUUCUGCGUAUGCAGUUUUGGAAAUUCAGCCCGUGCCCUUUCAAUGAAGUGAGGAGUAAAGCAUGAAAAGUUCUUCAUGUCUACAAUUUUUGCAAAUGCAGGCAAAUUUUCAUCUCACAGGAAGAAGAAUGUUGCAAUAAUCAAGGGCCUAUUUUAGAAACUGGAAAAAUCUGACUUGCUAAGUUAGAAGUGGGUCUACUAUCAACCAAAGAAGACAUGAAGGAACAGAAAAUAGCAUCUAUUCUCAUCUUUUUGUCUCAUAUAUGCUUUACAGUUUGGGGUUCUAGAAAACAGACAACAGUAUUGGGACAGUUUUCUAGAGACUGCAUCCUCCCUUGCUUUUUUCCACGUGGUAAUGAUGUAGUAAUUUACUGGAAGAUAAAGGACAAAAACGUACAUAGCUACUACUAUCAGAGAGAUCAACUGGGAAACCAAGACAUGGACUACAGAAACAGAACACUCCUUUUUCAUGAGGACAUUGGUAGUGGAAAUGCCUCCUUGAAACUUAGUAACCUGACCUUUACUGAUGAGGGCCUUUAUCAUUGCUAUGUGGGAACACAGCAAACUAAAACAGAAGAGGAUGUCAUGCUGCACAUAAGAGUUUCCUCUUAUUAUGCACUGGAAUACCAAAAGACAGACACAGAAAGGAUGCUGAAGUGCUCUGCCUUUCUUACUUACCCAAUGCCACGUAUAACUUGGACACAAGGCAAUACAUUCAUCCAACAAACAAAUCUGGAGGAAACCAGGGUUGGAAUUCUCUAUACUGUUAGAAGUGACCAGAACAUUACAAACACAUCUGUGCCUUACCAGUGUCAUAUUUACCUCCCUCAUGAAGAGUGGAUUGCUGAAUGGAAGAUAGAAGAGCAACUGUCCAGUGUGGAAGGAAAUAGCACUGCAAUUCCUUGUGAAUACAUUAAUUACACUACAAAGGGUUUCAAUGUUGUCUGGACAAUAAACAGACAUGCAGUCAUUUCGGUCCUGGCCUCCUUCAAUGGUACAUCUCACUCUGGCCAGCCACGAGCCCAGAUUAACCAAGCUGACUUUUCACUGAUAUUAAAUGAUCUUACUACAAAUGACAGUGGAGAAUAUCUUUGUAAUAUUUCAACACCUCACUACACAAGACUUAUUGUGAGAACUUUGCAUGUUGAAAAGUCAGAUAAUUCAGAUUCCACCUGGAUAACUGUAGGAGUGAUCAUUUCAGUGGCUGUGAUAUGCACCUGUGGCUAUUUCUUCUUCAAGAGUUACAACAAAAGAAGCAGCAUCAUCUAAGCCCCUUGACGUACCAAAAGGAAAAACCCUCUCUGCAAACACAGAUGCUCCUGAGAUUGCUGCUAAAAAAAGAAGCGUGAAAGAACAAAAACUUCCUUGAACAGCGAGGUUGAGUUACAGUCAGAAGCAAAUGGAAAUGUAAUUAUCUGAGCAACAGUAACAAGCAAAGAAACUGGCAGAAAAACUGUUCAAAUCAACUGACAUUUCUAUACAAUGAGUCUGCUCAAAAGACUGAAAAUAAAAUGAAAUUUCAUAGAAGAAAAAGGUUCAGUUUUGAGGGGUUUUAUUUUUCAGUAUAGAGGGAAGAGAGGGCUUGCUAUUUUGCUGACUUACAGAACUGGUGCAGACACUAACUGGCAGGACAGAUAUAAGCAGCAAGUGGCUGUGGAUUUUAAUCUGUGCUGCUUUAACUGUCUGCAUAUAAAGGACAGACGGCUGUGAAACGUGAUUGGAUUUGCCCUUGGUUUUGAAUUUGUCAAGAGAGCUGCCAAUUAAGAUUUGUUCCAACAUAAUGAAAUGGGCAAUCAGCAGAAUGUAAUCUUUUAUUGAUCCCUGGGGCUAGGCAAAAUAGAAAUACAAAGGAACAAAUGGAAUACACUAAGCAGUUUCUUUGGAUUUUCACUUGAUAUUUAUUUCUGUAAGUAAGUGCCUAUUUUUUGCUACUUAUGCUUUCAGUUGUGCAGCUGAUUAUGUGAAGCAUCUUCUCAUAACUGUCAACGUGGAUGGUAUUUAUUCCUCUUCAUGAACCUGAAAUGCAGUUGAGAGAAAUGGUAAACAUUCAUUAAAAAGGGAAGCAUUGAGAGAGGUUUAGAAUAAGUUCUCAAGUAGGUGAUAAAGGCUUCUGUUCCCUAAUGUCUCUGCUCCUAUGGCAUUACCAAGUUAUAGCUGAAUAGACCAGCACUAAACUAGCAUAUUAUAUUGAAGCUAGAUAGCAUUUCCUAUCUUACUUCAGCUAACAAUGUAGGUCUUUAGUCCCAGUGCUAGGGCAGGUAGAUCCCUCUUUGAUAGCAGAUGACUUUUAUACAGCACUGUUAGUGUACAGUGUUAUUCUCUCUGAACAGCACACACUUGCCAGAGUUCUCAGGGAUACGGGUACUAGUAGCAGUACACAAGCUAUUUCAAAGUGCUACACUAUUAAAAAUAAUCUAAAAAGUCUUUUUAGACUUUUUGUGGUGAACAGAACUCAACCUAUAGGCUUCCCAGUUAUUCCGUGACAAUAGAUUUCAUGCUCAAGCAUGAGGCUACAUCUGUUUUGUAGAAUUCUCUGUCCUUCCUUUGCUUUAGACCUAGUCUCUUUGGUGCCUUUCCAUUGCCAAAGGAGAUGAGUCAUGGCUCCUGGGGUAGCAUUUGCUGCCUGAAUGUGAGGAUGUUUCCUGGUAGCUGUUGCCAUUACUGCCACAAUUCCCUUCCUGUGGAAACAGCACCCUCCAUGUGUACCAUUGAGCUCAUCUUCUGACAGAGCAAUACUCUACUCUGAGCCAGUACUAAGAGGUUUGGUAACACCAAAUCUAUCUGACAAAAAUAGGCAUCCACUCUUCUGAAUUCUGCCUAUUUGAGGAAGAAAUAGGGUAUUAGUAAGAGAUAGGUAGUAAACUAUACUCUUAACUACAACGUAAAAAAACCCUACUUCCAUAGUUUACCUCUUUCAGUAUCUGUGUGAUGGCAUGGCUUUGUGAAAUUAUACAAGUUUUCAUCUGUUUUAUAGGGCUGGAAUAGUUUGAAGAAGAAAAAUACGUGAAAUGUUUACUAUUAAAAGCCACAAAACAUCCUGUGAGCUUCAGCUGCAAUACUGCUUCCAUCAUAUGUAAAUGUAUAAAAGACUAGUUCUUCAACUAGUUUGAUGUAGAUCUGCUCUGGUCAGUGGAGCUAGUAACUUAUAUCAAUUAAAGGUGACUCUCUUGGUGCAAUAUAAAAGCAGAAAUAUUCCUCCCACAGAAUGGUGGAUACAGCAGAGAAAAAGGAGGUGAUGGGAUCAUUGUGAUUAAAAAUAACAAAAUGAUAUGGAAAGGGUUCUUUUCUCUGACUUGAUGCAGGACCUGUCUUGCCUGUAAAAAAUCUAAGACAUUAAGCAUGGGGGUUUAUGUCACACUUCCAAAAGAAGUAGGUAAGGCAAUGAUCCAGCUUUUACAAAUAAUGGUCCGACACUCACUUGCUCUGGUUCCCAUCAGGCAAGCAGCACAAAUAAGCAAAGGUUUGCUUUCAGUUCUAAACCGAGUUCCUAGGCAUCUUUCAUUUUUAUCAAUAUUACUCUACUACCCUUUUGCCCAAGUGCAAAACAACACAGACAUAUUUCUAAUUUUUAAUGAUUUCCCAGCACCCAAAUGACUAAUCACUGAUAGUUUGUUUUCAUCUAGCCCUUAAAACCAACAUGUUUUCAUUGAACGAGCAGCAUUAGAGUAUGUGGCAAUCAGAGCAGUUAUCCCUAGGCUGUAUCAUGUACAUUGGAAUUUACAUCAUCAGAGGGGAAAAAGAUGGAGGUUUUUAAUACCCCUUGUAAAGAAAAUCAGUUCUGGGGUGUGGCUGCUGAGCGACAAAGGUUGAAUGACAACACUGAGGGGAUGGGCCUUUCACUUCUCGUAAGCUUCAGCUGCUUACCUUCACGUAAAAAUAGUGUUGACUGAAACAAAAAAUAAAGAACAUUUUUUGUACCCUAUGCUAUUUUAAGAGGUGCAACAGAUCUUCAUGUGUACAUUGUAUGCACUAAUGUGUAUUAAACAGUUGCAUCUAUGCCUUAUGUUAUAACCAUACCUUUUUCAUGCCAAUAUCUCUUGACUUGCUCCUCAGCUUAUUAACUUGGGAUUCAGCUAUUUCAGCCCUUUCUUCAGCAU